CAGUAGAAGCAACGUGCUCCAUGCUGGGACCAGCAGAGAAAACACCCAUCACUGCCAUGCCAACAGAAAAAACAUACAGACUGACAGUUUGGCGGGAAACAAAUUACUGAUCUGCUCCAAUCCCAAACUUAUCUUGUGGCUAUGAUGACAACUCCAAACAGCACUAGCAGCGAUGAGUCCACUGCUGGCAACUGCACCAACCUGUAUGACCAUCGUGGGUGGGCACGAGUGCUUCUGCCCUCGGUUUACUGUGUGGUUUUUGUUGUCGGGCUGUUGGGUAACGCGCUAGCCCUACACGUAAUCUGGCCCAACAUGAAGAAGAUCAACUCCACCACGAUCUACUCAGCCAACCUGGUUGUAUCAGACAUCUUGUUCUCGCUUGCUCUUCCCCUGCGGGUGGUCUACUACGGGAUGGGAUUCCACUGGCCGAUGGGUGAAGGCCUGUGCAAGGCCAUGGCCCUGCUUUUCUACAUCAACAUGUAUGCCGGUGUGAACUUCAUGACCUGCCUGAGCGUGGACCGCUUCAUCGCCGUGGUGCUGCCUCUUCGCUUCGGCCGCUUCCGCAAGGUCCACAAUGUGCGUUACAUCUGCGUGGCAGUGUGGGUGGUGGUGCUGGUUCAGACCCUGCCACUGCUCUCAAUGCCUAUGACUCAUGUGGAGCAUGACGGCCACAUCACGUGUAUGGAGUACCCCAACUUUGAGCAAGUGGAGGGCUUACCCUUCAUGCUGAUCGGUGCCGUUUUCCUGGGAUAUGGCAUUCCUCUGAUCACCAUCCUGGCAUGCUACUCUGCACUUUGCUCCAAGCUUCGUCUGCUGGCCAAGACCAACCAGCUUACAGAGAAAUCUGGCCGUAGUCGCAAAGCCAUUGGUGUGAUCUGCUGCGUCAUCCUAGUCUUUGUGGUCUGCUACAGCCCCUAUCACAUUGACCUGCUGCAGUACAUGAUCAGAAAACUGCAGUACCAGCCUGACUGCGGGGAGCUGCAUAACUUCCAGAUAUCUCUGCACAUCACUGUCUGUCUCAUGAACCUCAACUCCUCCCUAGACCCCUUCAUCUACUUCUUUGCCUGCAAGGGCUACAAGAAGAAGAUAAUGAAGCUGCUUAAGAGGCAGGUGAGCAUGUCCUUCUCCAGUGUGGUCAAGACAUCCCCGGAGGGCUCUUCUCCAGAUGCCCUAGGCAAUGACAAAAUCCACAUGAGCAGCAGAAGCUACGCUAGAGAGCGAAGCAGCAUGAUAACGGGUGACUGAGAAAAAGCACAGCUUGCGGACUAAAGUCAGAACCGGCAGGGAGUCAAGAUACAGGACAUGAUUGAUGCUGACUGAACAACAAAACAUGCUGCUUUGUAAAUAAUGUCAGCAAUUUUCAAAAGGGCCACAUGAUAUCAUAACAUGUAAUUAAGAGUGACUAAAUGCAUUAUUAUUUACUGUU
Molecule: messenger RNA, 1426 nt
Organism: Colossoma macropomum (tambaqui)
Lineage: Eukaryota; Metazoa; Chordata; Actinopteri; Characiformes; Serrasalmidae
Gene: gpr183a
Product: G protein-coupled receptor 183a
Exons: 2
Coding region: 142-1245 (367 amino acids)
Biological process (GO): G protein-coupled receptor signaling pathway
Cellular component (GO): membrane
Molecular function (GO): oxysterol binding; G protein-coupled receptor activity
Source: RefSeq, a predicted model, not a curated record